AUGUCUCCGGCACCGGGAAGAGCGAUGCUUCACAUAGCGAUGGUGGUGUUUCAGACAGGGUACGCCGGGAAUCACGUGAUCAUGAGAUUCGCCCUAAACUUGGGAGUAAGCAAACUCGUCUUUCCACUAUACCGCAACAUCAUCGCCCUUUCUGUUCUUGCUCCCUCUGCUUUCUUCCUUGAAAAAAAAGAAAGACCGAGGAUGAGCAACAGUUUACUGGUUCAGUUCUUCCUUCUAGGACUUGUCGGGAUAACAUUAAAUCAAGGGUUCUACAUAUAUGGAUUGGACAAUACGUCACCAACAUUCGCGUCAGCAACAGAGAAUGCUGUUCCAGCUGUUUCAUUCCUAAUGGCAGCCUUGCUCGGAAUAGAGAAAGUAGAGAUGAAGAGGAGAGAUGGAAUAGCCAAAGUGGUGGGCACAUUUGUAUCAGUGGCAGGCUCUUUGGCUAUAACGCUCUAUAAAGGGCCCACCAUUUACCAGCCAAGCCUUCGUCUAAUGGAGCAACACAUAAAAGGUGGAGAAGCAGAGGGACAAAACAAGAACUGGACUCUAGGAUGUCUCUGCUUGAUGGGUCACUCCUUAUGCUGGUCAAGCUGGAUAGUGUUACAAGCACCAUUGCUCAAGAAGUACCCUGCUCGAUUCUCUUUCGUAUCCUACUCAUGCAUUUUCGCUGUGUUCCAGUUCUUUGGCAUCUCAGCUUACUUGGAGAGAGAUAUGGAGAGCUGGAAGAUAAGAUCAGGAGGAGAAGUGUUGGCGCUGCUAUACACAGGGCUGGUGGGUUCGGGGAUGGUGUUUGCAAUACAAAUAUAUGUAGUGGAGAGAGCAGGACCUCUCUUUGUGUCGGCUUACUUGCCUCUCCAAACUUUACUUGCUGCUCUGUUAGCCUCUUUUGCUCUUGGCGAACACUUUUACCUUGGAGGAUUGAUAGGGGCGAUACUAAUCAUUUGUGGACUCUACUUGGUUGUGCUAGGAAAGACUUGGGAGAAGCAAGCGCAACAACUCAUUUCUUUAGCAUCCGAAAUUGGUGAUGAAGAUGACCAUGACAAUCAUAAACCAACAUCUUCUUCUCUUAUUCAACCAUUAAUUUCUUCCUAA
Molecule: messenger RNA, 1095 nt
Organism: Microthlaspi erraticum
Lineage: Eukaryota; Viridiplantae; Streptophyta; Magnoliopsida; Brassicales; Brassicaceae
Source: the annotation of a GenBank genome assembly